AAACAAACUAGUUUACCAUCACAUCAAAUAAUUUCUGAAGUGUAUAAGUUAUACAGUUAGCAUCACUAAAAUGCCGCCAUCAUUGUGUAGUUGUGCCGAACAAGUCAGAAAAUUGACACAGCAGGCAUCAAUAAUGAGAAGAGAGAUAAAAAAUCUCAGACAGCAGAUUGAUGGAUCCAUACGAGCACAUAAGAAGCAGUUGUCGUCUCUUCAGUCCAUGCUGACAGACUGUAUGAAACAUGAUGACAGAUUACAAUCAGUGAGCAAAAGCCCAUCUCAGAGCCCCGGUGGAAUUAAUCAAUUAUUAGAACAAGGGCGUAUUCAGACGGUACCUAUUGGAUAUAUCAGCUCAUGUUUUGCAGUCAAAACUGGCACUCCACGUCAACCCACAAUAUGCAGUUCUUCACGGGCCAGCUUGAAGAUUGACCCAUCAGUCUUCAAUAAUCCUGAACAUUCUUUAGUUGGACUGGAACAAUACUCCCAUAUCUGGAUCAUUUUCCUUUUCCAUAAGAAUGGGCAAAUGAGCUAUAAAGCCAAAGUAAAGCCGCCCCGUCUGAAUGGCCAGAGGGUGGGGGUGUACUCCACCCGCAGCCCCCACAGGCCCAAUGCUUUGGGACUGACCUUGGCAAAGCUAGAAAGAAUCACAGGGGAUACACUUCACUUGUCAGGGGUUGAUAUUAUCGCUGGAACACCUGUCCUGGACAUCAAGCCGUAUAUUCCAGACUACGAUUCUCCCAAAACAAGAACAGAUGAUACCAACAGUAAAUAUAAACAAACAUCAUCAUUCACAGACCCGAUGGAUCUAGAUGAAGAACCAGACACCUUAGAGACAUCAUCUGAACCUUCCUCAGAGCUCAGUCUUUGUCCAGCCGCUGCUUCAGAUUUUUCUUUUUCAGAAAGGUCUGGAUCCAGUGAAGUGACUGAUGUACUUGAAGAAGUUAAAAACUAUCUCAGACAGCAACAACUUUUCCCUGAGAAUCAAGACAAAAACACGGAUACUCCUGAAGGCACUUCGGCGGGUACAAACCCUUUAAGUUCAUCCAGUCUCAGAUUUGGCCAUGAGGACUACAGUACUAUCGCUGCCUGGGUCAGGGCACCUCCUAUCAGUAACCUAAAUGUGCGAUUUACUGCAAAUGCUGAUAAAGAGCUCAAAGAGUUUCUUCCCUGCGACAGUACAGACAGCACAAGACCAAAGUUCCAGUUCUUGAAAGGACCAAAUGAAGCAGUGGCUGCUAUCCACGGCAUUCUGUCAGCUGACCCCAGAUCAGUAUAUCGUCGCACUCGUUGUCAAGACCGCCUGUUCUUCUUUACCCUGGAUACAGCUGACAUCACCUGCUGGUUUGGAGAUGGUUGUGCGGAGGUUGUGAGAGUCAAACCUGUGCAGAGUUCAGAACUCACAAAUAUUGUGUGAGUUUUGUCAGAUUUGCACUUUCAGUGAAAAUUACUUGUAGGAUAGUUCACCCACAAAUGAAAAUGUCAUCAUCAUCAGUCAU
Molecule: messenger RNA, 1493 nt
Organism: Rhinichthys klamathensis goyatoka
Lineage: Eukaryota; Metazoa; Chordata; Actinopteri; Cypriniformes; Leuciscidae
Gene: trmo
Product: tRNA methyltransferase O
Exons: 6
Coding region: 71-1411 (446 amino acids)
Source: RefSeq, a predicted model, not a curated record